Molecule: messenger RNA, 1997 nt
Organism: Culex pipiens pallens (northern house mosquito)
Lineage: Eukaryota; Metazoa; Arthropoda; Insecta; Diptera; Culicidae
Product: calcitonin gene-related peptide type 1 receptor-like
Exons: 10
Coding region: 308-1702 (464 amino acids)
Biological process (GO): cell surface receptor signaling pathway; adenylate cyclase-modulating G protein-coupled receptor signaling pathway
Cellular component (GO): plasma membrane
Molecular function (GO): G protein-coupled peptide receptor activity
Source: RefSeq, a predicted model, not a curated record
UGACGGUUGACCGAGUCGGGUUGGAACAGGUGGAACAGUUCCUUCUUUUUUUCGCGGUAGUUUUGUAGUUCUAAAUAGAAAGACUUAAACAUUGUAGAGUUUAACAGGCCAGUGUAAGAGAAGGGAAAGUUGCGGAGAGUUAAUGAAAUCAGUGCUGAUUGAUGAAUGAGAUGCAGCAGCAAGUGGAGACUGUCCUCGGAGGAUGAUGGUCAACAGAGAAGCCGGAACCGGACCUGCUGCAGCGUUGUUGCUCUGUUGUGUGUAACUUUGUGAUUUAUACGUUGUUGAGAGUGGAACUGGAUAUGAGAUGAAAGAGGUGCAGGUGAAGCAGAAGCACCAGAACGGAUUAACUACAGAAGAGGCAACGCUCGAAGUCCCAGCAGCGGUGAACAUGGACGAGCAGCACAGCAGCCAGGACGGUGACAUCCAGUACGAUCGACUCAAGCACGCAGAUCCGGAAGCGCUGAUGCGCCAUCUGUACUACGAUUGCAUGCAGAACGGUUCCGGCAGAGCGUCCUCGCUGGAGCAAGCUGCCCUCAAAAGUUACGACACCAAUCAACCUCAGGAUUUACACGACCAGCAGCAGCAGCAGCAAUUAUUCUGUCCGCGGCGUUUCGACGGGUGGACCUGCUGGGAUGCGCAACCUGCCGGGACCGUGGCCGAGAAUUACUGUCCCAAUUUCGUGCUGGGCUUCGACGCCAAUCGGCUGGCGUUCCGAGUAUGCAACACCAACGGUUCCUGGUUUGUGCAUCCGGAAUCUGGCCGGGAAUGGUCCAACUACACCAACUGUGUCGAUUUGGAGGAUAUGAAGUUCCGCCGUCUGGUGAAUGAUUUAUACAUCGGUGGCUACACCAUCUCGCUCGUAACGCUCAUCGUAUCGCUGUGUGUCUUCUUUAGCUUUAGGACUCUGAAGUGCACCCGCAUCCGAAUUCACAUCAACUUGUUCAUCUCGCUCGCGCUCAGCUGCAUCUUCUGGCUCGUGUGGUACAAGCUGGUCGUCGAGCAGCCGGAAGUGACCCACCGAAGUGGGAACUGGUGCAUUUCGUUGCACAUUCUGCUGCACUAUCUGAUGCUGGUGAACUACUUCUGGAUGUUCUGCGAGGGGCUCCAUUUGCACCUGGUGCUGGUAAUAGUUUUCAUUAAAGAUGCAAUUGCGAUGCGCUGGUUCAUGACAAUCGGCUGGAUCGUCCCGAUGGGCCUAAUCUCCUUCUACGCAACCUUCCGGAACAACUAUACAGCCGAUACUGAGCACUGCUGGAUGGACGAAAGUCACGCCAUGUGGCUGCUGACGGUGCCGGUGUUUCUGUCGCUGGCCGCCUCGCUCGUGUUCCUGGUCAACGUGGUCCGGGUGCUGCUGACCAAACUCAACUCGACCUCGCCCAACCCGGCCCCGCUCGGGCUCAAGAAGGCAACCCGGGCGACGCUCAUACUGAUUCCGCUGUUUGGCUUGCAGCACAUCCUGCUGCCGUUCCGUCCGAACAAGGGCUGCGAGCUGGAGCGCUACUACCAGGUCGUUUCGGCCGUCCUGAUAAGUCUGCAGGGCGCGUGCGUGUCAUGUUUGUUUUGCUUUGCCAACCACGACGUGAUUUUCGCCAUCAAGUGCCAGCUGAGCCGGUUCAUCCCGGACCUGGUGCAGCAUCCGUUCCGCGAGAGCUACAACGGCGGCCAGGUGCAAACGCAGAGCCGCGACAUGAUGGUAUGACUGUUGGGAUUCCGGCGCGGGACGCGAACCACCGGCGACGGUGACGAGUGUGGUGCUGCCGUCCAGGAGGGGCACGUUUGAGGGAGGAGGGAGUACAAAGGCAUUGCAUUUACUAAUAGAGAGACUAACUAACUUUACAAAUCAUGUGUAAAUCGAUGGAUUACAAGUACGUGUCGGUCAGUGUUAAACAGUAUCAAAGAGAGAUUUUAUCGGAUUUAACUAAGUUGUCCUGUUAAGGUAAGCGAAUGGUUUCUAUUUGUACCAGAGAUUAAGUAUGAAAUUUGAACAUUAAAUG